UGUCGAUACAAUUCAUUCCUGCUGUCUCGUAUACGGCAUCUGCAGAGCUGGACGUUACUGUCUCGGCCUCCUGCCGUAGCUUUCCCCUCAAAAAGCUCACCAACAUCAUGGAUCGUCACAAUUCAUCAGUGGUACUAAAUAGGAGAGGUUUUGCUCCCUUGCUUGUCUCUGAUCACGCCUCCAAGACGUCGCCCAACUCUCCUCUCGCGAACACCGUACACGAUCGCAGAACAUUUUUUCAUAGGGUCAAAUAACAAUGGCUUCAGGAACGCAUCCUGCGGAGCCCGGACAUUGGUUCCUGCGAGGGGUACAGUCCGCAUGCUUCUACUACAUUUCACUCACGCCAUGCCUAGAAUUUCAACACAAACGCAAAAGAAAACAGGAGGCUAGAGCGGCAAAGGCACCGCAGACGGAUAUAGUAACCACACAACCAAGACCCGUGACCCAGCCCAGAGCCUUCGAGACCAAUGAAGCGUGGGCGUAUGAGUUAAUGCUGGGCCCUGGUCCGCCAAAAGGUUGGAAGGGCGAUACACUAUUGCGGAAAUAUCAGAAGCACAUGGCGAAGAAGGCGAAAGAGUCAGACGAGACCGAAGCAGAGGCGGAGCCUGACCAUCCACGGCUACAAUCGCAGCCUACAAUGUCAUCACAAGUGUCCACACAACCUACGUUAUCCUCAACACGACCGCCUCCCAGUGCAACCGCGACCACAGUGUCUGACACACAAAGCACGAGUGACAAAGCAUCCAAUGCCCCAAGUAGGCCUUUCAAGGAGCGGCACCUGUCAAGUGCGUACGGAUAUAUCAAAGACUCUCUGAUUGUAAAUCUGCAUCCCGAAGGAUGGAACUGGAAAAAGUACAACCGUGAGGAUGAAGAUUUGUUUGGGUUUGGCGCAAAGAUGAAAGGAUUGUGGAAUCGUGCAGUAUCAAGUGCUCAUAACGAGGGUAGUGGAGGCCAGGUCUCGACCCAGCAGCGAAAAAGAGCCGAAACCACAACCAGCGAAGGCUAUGAUUAUCAGAGAGGUAGAAACCCAGAAGUCAACGACUUACACCCUCCUAUAGUGUCCCAACUACCAGCCACAAGUGCCGACGCUCGCUGGAUGCUACUGGGUCCACCAUCAGGCGACGUGAUGAUGGGUAGGAAACAAGCGACAGAGGAACCAGAAUGGCGAUGGCCAAUGGCACUCCUUGGCGGGACAAAGGCACGCACCUUCUUUGACGAGGACUACGAAGAGCCUCCCUUGAGGAUGACACGAUCAGUCCAGCAGCUGGACGCAGUGGGUGUUGACAAAGACACCGCAAGUAUGCAAAGCAUCAUCAGCGACAUGGACGAAGCCUGCAGCCUCGAUGAGGGUGAUGAAGAGGGCCCAGAAGUCACCAGUAUAACGAGAGUCAAGCAUAUGUCGGAUCCUGUCAUCAGGCCACCUCCUGUUCACCCACGCCCAUCUGUCGUGGAUGACCUAUUUGUCCUGAAAAGGAGAGGAAGUUGGCAAUUUCACUAUAUUGUUCCUAACAAACCGACCGUCUGGUGAAAAUCCAGGUCACGAGUCAACACUCCAAAGCAAGUCAUUCUUGCAUGGCUUGUGAAUCCUUUGACAACGACACGAGCUGCUUCCAGCAGACUGGGCUAUUCGAAAGAUUCUUGAUUUGUUUUUGGUCACUAUGAGAUUGAUGAUUGAAUGAAUUUGCCAUAUUUGCAGCAAGGAGUUUGGGCCAUUGUAGAAGCGUUUCAGGGUGUUUGAAAUCGGCAUUUAUACAGUCAGCAUGCAUUCAGCGGUCUCAGGAGCAUGAGAAGCCGUAUACAGAUGGAUCGAUUCACCAGGGGGAAUGUUCAGGGUCACUGAGAAGGAGUACAAGGAGAGAAUCGGGGUGUGGUCAUAUAGAUGUGUCCUCACCUACGAGUAUAGUACAUACUCCGUACGGAGUACCUAGACAGGUAUUCACUUUUGUCCAAA
Exophiala oligosperma is the source of this 1951-nucleotide messenger RNA. RefSeq lists its product as uncharacterized. NCBI's taxonomy places the organism in Eukaryota, Fungi, Ascomycota, Eurotiomycetes, Chaetothyriales, Herpotrichiellaceae. The record is from RefSeq and is a predicted model, not a curated record. The transcript has a single exon. Bases 257 to 1528 code for a protein of 423 amino acids.